AUGAGCCGUCUACGCAAGAUGGCGAUCGGAAGUCCUACAACGACAGACCGGCCAGCUCAUGAUUACGCCAACUUCAAGCGACAGUACAAGCUCGGCGCUGAGCUUGGACGUGGCGGUUUCGGCACUGUUUAUUGCGGAUUUCGAAUGUCCGACAAUCUCACGGUCGCCUGCAAAUAUGUGAUGCGGUCGAAUGUAACCGAAUGGGCUUGCAUGGAUGGUCGAAUGGUUCCUUUGGAAAUCGUGCUAUUAAUGCGGUGCAGAGGGAUUCCUGGUGUGAUCCAGACAAUCGACUGGUUUGAACGUCCGGACGGUUAUAUGAUAGUCAUGGAACGACCGAGUCCGUCCACGGAUCUGUUCGAUUACAUUUCGGAGAAAGGCGCCCUCACCGAAAACGUAGCGCGUGACUACUUCCGCCAGGUGGUCGACACGGUGGUCGCGUGCUAUCGUGUAAAUGUCAUCCAUCGCGACAUAAAAGACGAGAAUCUUGUGGUCGACAUGAAGAAUGGCCUGGUCAAGUUGAUCGACUUUGGAUCAGGCGCUUUUCACAAGGAAGGACCAUACACCGACUUCGAAGGUACUCGCGUGUACAGUCCACCCGAGUGGAUUGAAGAGUCGCGCUACGAUGGUCUCGAAGCUGCGGUUUGGUCCCUCGGUAUACUUCUCUUUGAUAUGGUGUGUGGUGACAUUCCGUUCCGUAAGGAUUCGGAGAUUUGUACCGGACAUCUGCAAUGGCGAAAUCAACUUUCGGAAGAAUGCAAGGAUUUGAUACGAAAAUGUUUGUCACGUGAGGGCGGCGACAGACCAACAUUGGAGGAUAUUCUGCAGCACCCAUGGAUGCAGGUUCCAGACGAAGUGAACGGUGCAGCUAAGAACGAAUUGAAUGCCGGGAGGCACAAAUUGGCAAGUGUUCCGGACCGUCUUGUGACAGAAGCGCAGAUGCAUUCGCAUCCACGAGUUCCGCUAACGGUUACGCGUUCGGAUCAAUUCUUGUUGAACCCUUCAACUAGUAACAAUACGAUUGCAAUCACGUCGUCUACAAACUCAGCAGCAAUAUUUGAAGGAGCCACACUAGAGCGAGUUCCACAUCCAGAGGUUCCGCCGUUUACCACAAACCCCAGGUUGCUUACCGGCGGACCAAUUGGAUCGCCAUGCCGGCGCUAUCCCUUUCAACCGCGUCAGUCGACUUCCGUGGCCCCAUUACCGGCCCAAUGCACGUCGUCGCCUUCAACAACCGCCACCGCGUCACCACUAACAUCAAUAUCUAACGAUAUGGUGUCACAACCGGACCGAAAAGACUCGCUAGUUGUCAUGAACCGUCGCGCAUCUCCUCUCCUGCUGUACACACAUGUGCGUGCGCCCACACCGACAGCGGCCCAGCCAGCUGGAUCUCUUGAGCGCUUGAGCAACGCACGUGAUUUCCUGGAUGCAUGGCAUCAUCGCUUUUGCCAACGCAUCCAGCGACAUCCCACGCGCUUUUAUGAACAAUUAGCCGAACUUUCGCCGUAA
This is a messenger RNA of Necator americanus (New World hookworm), 1506 nucleotides long. RefSeq lists its product as uncharacterized. Lineage: Eukaryota; Metazoa; Nematoda; Chromadorea; Rhabditida; Ancylostomatidae. The coding region runs from base 1 to 1506 and encodes 501 amino acids. Gene Ontology annotation, cellular component: cytoplasm. Gene Ontology annotation, molecular function: ATP binding; protein serine/threonine kinase activity. The record is from RefSeq and is a predicted model, not a curated record. The transcript has 8 exons. Gene Ontology annotation, biological process: protein autophosphorylation.